AUGCGGGAAAUCAACUCAACCUUAAUCUCGUUACGAGCACGGUCUCGCCUACCAUCCACCACGCCACUUCGCACACGAUCUCGAGCUCGCCACAACGUCACCACGCCAGCGCGCCGCCUUUUCCUCCGUCGUAAGUCUGCUAGACAUCAUCAUCUCCUCUCGCAUGGAGACCAGGACGCCUCACGGUCCCGGUCUCGUUCAGCGGAUACGACGGUUGUAGGUCAAGAGACCAGGACGCCUCACGGUUCUAGUCUCGCUCGGCGGAUACGGCGAGAGGUCGAGAGUCAAGGACGCCUAACGGUCCAAGUCUCGCUCAGCAGCAAAACGGCGGGAGGCGACUGGAAUUCGGCGACGGGAAGGAGAAAACACCGGCGGAGCAGACUGACUCGUUCAAGUGGCGGCGGUGAAUUGAAACGGCAAGGCAGGGUCGGCGAAGCAUGGCAAGGUAUGGCGGCGCAAGAACAGGACGCCUCACGGUCCCGAUCUGCGGACGGCGGGGCGCGGCGUGAGAUGGCGGCGCAAGACCAGGAUGCCUCACGGUCCCGAUCUGCGGAGGUUGAGGCAUGGCGGCGCAAGUCCGAUGCUGGAUCUAUUCGGCGGUUCGGCGCUGACAGGCUGGGCCGGUGGCGUGUCCAGCGGCGAGAAGAGGAGACAACGGCAGGGCGCGGCGCGUCCAACAGCGAGAAAAGGAGACGGCGGCGAGACGAGGAGAUGGCAGCGGGGCUCGACCUGCCCGGAGACGGCGGCAUGGCUUGA
Messenger RNA from Camelina sativa (false flax), 756 nucleotides. The record is from RefSeq and is a predicted model, not a curated record. Lineage: Eukaryota; Viridiplantae; Streptophyta; Magnoliopsida; Brassicales; Brassicaceae.